Messenger RNA from Limanda limanda (common dab), 1165 nucleotides. It is a transcript of the gene tnfb, whose product is annotated as tumor necrosis factor b (TNF superfamily, member 2). NCBI's taxonomy places the organism in Eukaryota, Metazoa, Chordata, Actinopteri, Pleuronectiformes, Pleuronectidae. The transcript is spliced from 4 exons. Gene Ontology annotation, molecular function: tumor necrosis factor receptor binding. Bases 70 to 858 code for a protein of 262 amino acids. Gene Ontology annotation, cellular component: membrane. The record is from RefSeq and is a predicted model, not a curated record. Gene Ontology annotation, biological process: immune response.
GAGGAGCAUCACCACACUGCAGCCACUUUGAAUCUCAGCAUCCAGCCAAGAGUUUUUACAUUUUCCAAGAUGGUGAAUUACACAAGUGCCCCAGCUGACGUGGAGUCGGGUCUGGAGGAGAGGACGGUGGUCCUGGUGGAGAAGUCGUCGUCCACAGGGUGGAUGUGUAAAGUGAUGGGGGGCCUUUUCAUCGCGGUCCUUUGUUUAGGAGGCGUUCUGUUGUUUUCUACUUACUGGAACAGAUCUGAAGUCAUGAAGGAAUCAGGCCAAACAGCAACUCUGACCAAGAUGGACAGGGAUGAGAACAAAACAGAUCACCACCAAACACUAAAGCAGAUCAGCAGCAGAGCCAAGGCAGCCAUCCAUUUAGAAGGUAGCCAACAGGCAUCGACCAAGAAUUCCAAAGCGAAGCUGGUGUGGGAGAGCGGCACAGGCUCAGCGUUCGCUCAGGGCGGCUUCGAACUGGUGAACAACCAGAUCAUCAUCCCAGAAACCGGCCUCUACUUCGUCUACAGCCAGGCGUCGUUCAGAGUCUCCUGCAGGGACGGCGACGCCGAGGGCAAGGAUGGAGAGGCGAAACUCACAUCUGUCAGCCACAGGAUUUGGCGUUACGCUGAUUCCGAGGGCGACAACGUGUCCCUGAUGAGUGCGGUGAGGUCGGCGUGCCAGAUCGCCCCGACUCAGGUCGCCCAGACUCAGGAUUACGCCGUCCAAGACGGACAGGGCUGGUACAACGCCAUCUACCUGGGCGCAGUGUUCCAGCUGAACAGAGGAGACAAACUGUGGACGGAGACCAACAUGUUCACGGAGCUGGAGACCGAGGGCGGCAAAACCUUCUUUGGUGUGUUUGCACUUUAAAAUGACUCCACAGACUUUAUUACUAUUCAUCUUCAUGGUGAUGUAGAAACGUCGAAAUCUCAAUUGAGAUCAAACUUAUUUAAGAUUUUUUUUUAAAAUCCCUAUGAACUGUAACAGUUUGAAACCUUAUUUGUAUUUCAGGCACUUUUUUUUCUAUGUUAUUUAUGUUGACCUGAGAUUGUAGUCGACCAGACGUCCUGCAGGGGACGACACUGCAGAGUUAGGGUUCAAGGCUCAUGAGGAUUACGCUCCUGACAAUAAUAUCUAUUACGAUCUGUAUUUAUUGAUAUUUAUUUAUAUAUUUAAA